Molecule: messenger RNA, 3322 nt
Organism: Nothobranchius furzeri (turquoise killifish)
Lineage: Eukaryota; Metazoa; Chordata; Actinopteri; Cyprinodontiformes; Nothobranchiidae
Gene: mpnd
Product: MPN domain containing
Molecular function (GO): metallopeptidase activity; protein binding
Source: RefSeq, a predicted model, not a curated record
ACGUCAGACGAAGCCGUUCAGAGGAACACAGGGAGAGUGACAAGGACGGGGAGAGGGAGGAAAGAAAGGGGAGGGGAACUGACAUUAAAGCAACACAACAAGGAAACUACACUGCGGAGCCACGGACGCCUUCAUUUUAUGUUUUUGAAUAAUAGCCGGAGCUAGUGUUUCCAAGUGUGUGCGGAACCAGCCCGAAGCUGCGGCUCACAGCCUCAAGGGUCCCCCGGAAAGCAGCGGCUUCAGCCCGAGUUGGAUUAAAGGCGCUCUCCGUGGUUUCACAGAUAUGGAACCACCCAACUCCCCACAGGUGGAGGAUGGAGGUGAGGAGGAUGAGGAGGAGCUGAGUGGCGGUGAGGAGGCAGACUACAGGACCAGUUCAGGACGGGGCUCCCUGCUGACACGGAGAGGCAUCACCCUGAGAGUGCUGCUGAAGGAUGGCCUGGUGGAGCCGGGGGAUGGUGUGCUGGCCAUCCACUACCUGGGCAAGAACUUUGUAGGAGACCUGUUGAAUGAUGGGAAAAUCAGAUGGGUGGAGACGGGCCAGAUAUUUAACUCUCCAAGCGCCUGGGCGACACACUGUAAACGCCUGGUUAAUCCAGCCAAGAAGUCUGGCUGUGGCUGGGCGUCUGUGCGCUACCGUGGUCAAAAGCUGGCCCAGUACAAAACCACCUGGCUGCACAAGUAUCAGCCCAGUGCAGACAUGAGCAUGGUGAGUGAAGAAGACGAUGAUGAAGAUGAAGAGGAAGGAAAGACAGCUGUGCAGACGGAUGAGAAGAACAAGAACAACAAAACUGGAUUAAAUGACGUGAUGGUUUCACGUCGAACCGACAGAGAGAGGAUCCCUGUCAGAUAUUGCACCUUGGGCACCAGAGAUGCUACCAGAGACCCACACACACUAGUGGAGCUGUCAGCGUUCUCGGCCAUCAACCGAUUCCAGCCAUUCAACGUAGCCAUCUCCAGUAAUGUUCUGCUGCUAAUGGACUUCCAUUGUCACCUGACCACCAGUGAGGUGGUGGGAUACCUCGGAGGACGCUGGGAUACCAACACACAAUUGCUCACAGUCCUGAGGGCGUUCCCCUGUCGAACCAGGCUGGCAGACCGAGAAUCGGCGUCUGCUGUUGAAGAGGAGAUUUGUCAGAACCUGUUCAUGCGUGGGCUGUCGUUGGUGGGCUGGUACCACAGUCACCCGCGGGGUCCAGCCCUGCCGUCGCUGCAGGACAUCGACUCACAGAUGGAUCAUCAGCUGAGGCUGCAGGGUUCAAACAACGGCUUCCAGCCCUGCCUGGGUAUCAUCUGUGGUCCAUAUUACCAUGGAAACCAAGGUGUGGCCUCUACAAUAACUCCGUUCUGGGUCGUACCACCUCCUGAGCAACGGCCCAGUGACUACGGAAUUCCAGUGGCUGUGGAGGUCACCUACGUGCAGGACAACUUUCUUACCAGUGAUGUCCUUAAUGAAAUGAUGCUGCUGGUUGAAUACUACAGAGCAGCUCCAGACCUCGUCCAGUUCAACCAGUACUGGUGUCCUGAUACCACCAUGAUGGACAAGAUAAAGGGCUCCCUGAGUUGCCACGCCCCCAAAGACCAGGCCUACUCCCAGAUCUUGGAGCAUGUCUAUAGUCAGCUGAGUGUUAUGCACUGAGAUCUGCGCUGCUUGUGUGACCUGAACUUGCUUAUGGUCAAGUCCUCUCAUUUCAAACACUUGUCCUGUGGAUCUGAUGGACCGUGCACGGUGGGCACUCGUCGUUAAUUCUGCUUGAUAAACAUCUCUAGAUGCCUUGAAUGAGCUCACGCCUGAGUCUAACAGCAUUAAUGUGAGUCAGACACAUUUGUGACUGUAGAGGUGCUUUAAUAUAUGAUUAUAGCUGCUCCUGGAGGUUGUACUGUAUUUAUGAAAAGAGAAACACAAAUUAAAUCAUAUCCCAUUCAAUCAGAAAAAACCCUGUGUACGAAAUCCAAACGGGUUCAGAUGAAGGCAACUGGACUUCUUUAGUUUCAUGGAGACGUUUCGCUUCUCAUCCGAAGAACUUUGUCAAUUCUGACCAGAAUAUGGGAGAGUCAAGCUUAUAAACUGUAGUAACCAAUAUUGUUCUGGGUAAGAUGAUAAAGCACCUUAAGUUGGUUUCAAUUAAUUGCAUUGUGGCUUUGAUUUCUUUGAAUCACUGGUAGCACCUGUGGAGUCUAUAUAAGUGUAAAGGUGGCAGUGUGCUGGUUGUUUUUUGGGUGAUGGGGGGGUCACGGUUUUUACCGCUUCGUUGGUUUUCAUUAAACAAACAAAUUUGCAGUUAUAAUUUUUGUCGUUUGCAUAAAUCUCAAUAAGAAAACGCGGCGCUGAACUGUGCAUUUCUGAUCAACGUCUUCAACAAAUGGGAAUACAAACCCAAAUGCACCUUUCGUCUGGACAAUGAUGUUGAAGCGUCUUUGCCUCCACCCGCACCCAAGUGUGACUGGAUAGUCACUACAGUAGCGGUCUAUUGUUAUUUAACAUGCAGAAACUACUCUGAGCACCCCUCCUCUCUACCCCGAUGAGUCAUUAGUCUCUAUUGAGAGGGAAUCAUGUUGAUGAGGAAGGUGUGACCUUCCUGCAACAGGAGGUACUCAAGAGUAGUGUCUGCUCAUUAAGAUAACAGCUAUAGUUUAUAAGCUUGACUCUCCCAUAUUCCAGUCAGAAUUGACAAAGCUCCUCAGAUGAGAAGCAAAUUGUCAUCAAGACACCAAAGAAGUCCAGUUGCCUUCAUUUGAACCUUUUUGGAUUAUCAUGACCUGGAUGACCGAGAACCUUCACCAGCACCCGUAGAAAACACAUGUGACAGUAUACACUCUAGUGGUAUUCCAUCAGCCAGCCUGGAUAGCCUUUGGCCUUCCCCACAUGGACCUAUGUGCCUGUCUGUGACUACAUGACCAGAUAUUGACGGAUAAGUACUGUUUUAACUGUUGACUUCUUGUUUUUGCUUUAUAGUCUCAACCAAUGGAAUAGUUGUGGGGAAAAUGAAUAGUAGUGCAAAACAUACACUAUAACAAAUGUGCAAAGGUCUCUGUGUUAGAACUACUUUGCGAUAGGUGUUGUUUUUGUUUGUGCUUUUUUAAGUCCGUUUUUUUUAAGGUUUUUGAUGAAAGUAAGCCAGUUAUUCCGAUACAACAGGUGUGUGUUAGUGCGUGUGUGGCAUUGUGUUGUGAAUGUACCCUCAGCUGUCCCGUAAAGACAGAUAUUUGCUUCCUUUUGAACGUUACUGUAUUUAUUAACUGUGUACUGUGACAUACAUGCCUUAAGCCUGCUGAAUAUUGAUCCACAAAUAAUAAAAUAAACACACUGGAAUUAUUUAAA